AUGAGUACUGGCAAGGGAAAUAGAUCUAGCUUGAAGGAAUUCUUAGCAUCAAUCGCAGUCAUCAAAGGUGACCUCUCAAACAUCACCGCCCCGCCUUUCGUCCUCGCAACUCAAUCAACGGUCGAGUUCCCAUCAUACUGGGCCUCUCAUCCUGAACAGUUCCUGGCACCGGCAUCAGAGCCUGACCCUGCCAAACGCGCGCUCUUGGUGCUACGUUGGUUUCUAACGAGCCUUAAGAAUCAGCAAUACGGCGGACGGGCUGAAAAUGAAGGUGUCAAGAAACCAUUGAACGCCUUCCUAGGCGAGCUGUUUCUCGCGCAAGGAGAAGAUGGCACAAGAUUGAUAGCGGAGCAAGUCUCGCAUCAUCCGCCGGUGACGGCAUGCUAUUUAUGGAAUGAUCAGGCUGGUAUCAGGGCGGAAGGCUACGCAUGCCAGGAGAUCAGCUUCAAUGGGAGCGUGAACGUCAAGCAAAUUGGCCAUGCGAUCCUCCAUCUCGAUGCGUACAAGGAGGAUUACCUGAUUCCUCUUGCGGAUGUCAAGAUCAAGGGUAUAUUGAGUGGCACCACAUAUCCGGAACUGGAUGGAGAAUAUCAUAUCAUGUCAUCCACGGGAUUCGUUGUGCAUGCCACACUGUUCAAGCAGGAACCGACCGGAGACAAGAAGCAUCCUCUCUUCACGAUUUCGGGGCAGUGGAAUGACGAGGUAACUAUUUACGAAGGCGGAGACGAUGGUCGGGUAAUCGAGACUAUCAAUGUGCCUGCAAUAAAGUCGCUCCCUAUGAAAGUUGAAGACUUGGAGCAGCAAGACGAAUGGGAAUCGCGCAAAGCGUGGGCAGGUGUCAUUGCUGCAUUGAACAACGGCGAUAUGCAAAGAACAGUUGACGAAAAGUCCAAGGUCGAGGAAGCGCAGAGACAAAUGAGAAAGCGUGAGGAGGAAAAAGGUGUGAAGUGGGAGCCCUUGUUUUUCUCGAGACUACAGACGACGAGAGAUCCGAUACUUGAGGACUUGGCCACAGAGCCCAUGAAAGAUGGUCUGUUUUCCUCGCAAUCUGGAAUGUGGAAGUUCAAUCACGAGAAAUUGAGGAAGGGUAUCGAAAAGCCGUUUCAUGGAUCAUUAAAACCGAAUGUUGGACAACUUCAAUGA
This is a messenger RNA of Hyaloscypha bicolor E, 1143 nucleotides long. Its product is annotated as Oxysterol-binding protein. The transcript is spliced from 3 exons. Gene Ontology annotation, cellular component: membrane; intracellular membrane-bounded organelle; cytosol. Bases 1 to 1143 code for a protein of 380 amino acids. Gene Ontology annotation, biological process: maintenance of cell polarity; endocytosis; exocytosis. Gene Ontology annotation, molecular function: oxysterol binding. The record is from RefSeq and is a predicted model, not a curated record. NCBI's taxonomy places the organism in Eukaryota, Fungi, Ascomycota, Leotiomycetes, Helotiales, Hyaloscyphaceae.